GUGCAAUAGGGCAGUGCAUUUUCAAAAUCUCGCGUGAAUUUCCGUGAAACGUUCUUUCCGAUAAAAUCCCAACAUGGGUAAGCCACACGGUAUCCGUACGGCUCGUAAAUACGUGAACCACAGACGUGAGCAGAAGUGGCACGAUAAUGACUACAAGAAAGCUCAUUUGCCGUCACGAUGGGUGAAACCAUUCCAGGGAUCUUCCCACGCCAAGGGCAUUGUGCUGGAAAAAGUUGGUGUUGAAGCCAAGCAGCCUAACUCUGCCAUCCGAAAGUGCGUGAGGGUACAGCUGAUCAAGAACGGCAAAAAAAUCACAGCCUUCGUACCCAACGACGGUUGUCUCAACUACAUUGAAGAGAACGAUGAGGUUCUAGUGGCUGGAUUCGGUAGAAAGGGUCACGCUGUGGGAGAUAUCCCCGGUGUCCGUUUCAAGAUCGUGAAGGUGGCCAACGUCUCCCUGUGGGCCCUGUUCAGAGGGAAGAAAGAGCGACCAAGGUCUUAGGCUGUACAAAUACGUGAAAUAAAUAUAAGAAACAAC
This is a messenger RNA of Mya arenaria, 538 nucleotides long. RefSeq names its product 40S ribosomal protein S23-like. Gene Ontology annotation, cellular component: cytosolic small ribosomal subunit; ribosome. The transcript has 4 exons. Lineage: Eukaryota; Metazoa; Mollusca; Bivalvia; Myida; Myidae. Gene Ontology annotation, biological process: translation. The record is from RefSeq and is a predicted model, not a curated record. Gene Ontology annotation, molecular function: structural constituent of ribosome. Bases 74 to 502 code for a protein of 142 amino acids.